GAAGAAAAAUAACAUUGUGUGGGUCUUAAUAUUUUGAACCCACUCUAGCCAAUCAGAGCGGAACAUGUGAAACGCUUUUGCCGUUUAAAAGAUGUGCGGAAAAAUAUUUCAGGGAAACGUAGUCUGCAAGCAAUGUAGCUAGCUAAGGCAAUUCAGAUUAUAUAAAAACAAGAGAAUAGCUAUGUAUUCAGGUAAAUGCUAGAAUAUAGAUUUAGGCAUACGGUAAUAUACAUUAGUUAUGGUUAGCUAGCUAUGAGAAUUGUUAUUUAGCUAACGUUAGAUGAUUUCGAACGUGGGCUAGCCACACGAGAAUGAUCGCGCCUAGCUGGGUCGAUUCUGCGGGGACUGGAUAAUUGGCAGUGACUCGGCGGUUGCUUUUGGUCGACCUAGCUAGUUGCAGGUUACGUGUAGAAUGAUUUGGUAUGUCAAGUUAGCUAGAUUGUUUUGAAUGAGAAGGGCAUACGCAAAGAAUUGUUGGCGAUUUAAAAGGAAGGGGACGUGGGCUACGAUAACUAAUUUAGCUGUUAUGCUAACGCGUUAGAUUCAAGAGGGAUAAUAGUAGCUAAGCAUAGACCUGCAUGUUGGCUAAGUUGGUACAGUAUAUGUUGAAAGUUUAAGAAGGCACAGUGAAAGUAAUUUGUAAAGUGAAAGAUGAAGGUAAUGGAAAGAAAUGUGAUGCGUCUGGCUAUUGUGCAACACCUUCGUACUGCUUAUGGGAUAAAGACUAAGAAUUGGAACAAAAACAAAGCACGCACCAGCUGCAAGUUGACAGCUAACAACAAGGUGAAAGUGUUUGGUGUACCGCUGGAAAGCCUUCUGCAGUACAGUGUGGAGAAUGGGAGUAUACCAUGCUUUCUCAUAGAUGCAUGUGCAAGUCUGCUGGAGCAUGUGGAUACAGAGGGCUUGUUCAGAAAGUCUGGCUCCGUUGUUCGUCUGAAAGCACUCCGGGUGAAGUUGGAUAAGGGUGAGAGGUGCCUGUCCACUGCCCUGCCGUGUGAUGUGGCUGGCUUGGUCAAGCAGUUCUUUAGGGAGCUACCAGAUCCUGUUAUGCCUACAGAGCUGCAUGAUGCCUUCCUCAAGGCCCAGCAGCUGCCCACAGAGGAGGAGAGGACCUAUGCCACCCUGCUGCUGUCCUGUGUACUGCCUGACCUGAACAUGAGCAUUCUACGUUACUUUUUUGGCUUCCUCAACAAAGUCUCUCAAAGGAGUGGUGUGAAUAAGAUGGACAGCAGUAACCUGUCUGUGAUCAUGGCUCCCAACCUCUUACACGCCGGAGACGGGGCAGACAAGAUGAACGCCAGCACAGAGAAACGCCUCAAGCAACAGGCAGCUGUGGUCCACUGCCUUAUAGAACACGCUUCAGACUUCGGUGUGGUACCUCAGUUCAUCAUGGAGAAGAUUCCAACCAUGCUGGGCUGUGAGGCAGGUGUUCUGUCCCCUACUCUUGAGCGACUAGAGGACUUGGACACAAAUUCAGGGGCCAAGAGGAGAUGCAGGCGCAGUCUAGGGGAUAUGGUCAAUGGAGCUCUGAAUAAGUUAAAAACAAAUAGAACACCCACAAAUACUCCCCAGUCUGACAGAUAUGUCUUUUCUUCUGCAACUCCUGUGAUAAUUACUCCCAGCUCCAAGAGAGAAAUUCCUUUGGAAUCUGGUCAUAGUUAUGGAUUCUCCAACAAGAAACGGAGAUCCAUCAAAAAGAACCUUGGUUUAGAAUUAUUUCCUAAUACUCUGUCCGGUGGAAGCUCCACUCCUGGACCAGGAUACCUUGACCCAAGUGCCUCAAAAACCCUCGACUCCUCCCAUAAUGCUUUGGCCUUAGUUGGGAGGUCCAGCGGGCAGUCUGCCAGGUCUGCAAGGAGAAAGAGCAAACGACUGAGUCACCGACAUUUUGUCGACAGAGUAGAGUCGGGGAAGGCUGGUUGCUUCUCUCCCAAGGUCGUCAAGAAAGAAAAUGUUCGCAAGUCCCUGCGUCUACGCUUCAGCCUGGGCAAGAGCAGCAGAGACCCUAGAGAGGGUUCAGAGUUCAUUGGUUGGCGACUUGCCACUCCAGAGAGCACCACCAGUUUUUGCUUCACCAAAGAUGCCAAAUUUAGCCCUACUGUUUUGCAAAACAAGAGUGCCUCAAAGGGCUCCAAGUUUUACAGUAAGUCAGAGGACAACCUGCUAACCCCCCAGUGUGACGGCAGUGCCCUCCGGACGUCUUGGAGUGGGGAGACCCCUGAUGAGGGCCAUGUCUUCAGCGGAGGCUCCUUCACUGACACCCCCAUUAACAUGUGUCUGAAGAACAACUACUGCUCUGAGCCUGCCAUCGUGGUGGCCAAGCCCCCCAUGGUGGCCAGCUUCCCCUUCCCCUCCAGAGCUGAAAGCCUCGAGAGUGAGAGCUCAUUCAGCCAGACUCUGACCAGGCCCACCCUGCUCAAGAUUAAAAGAGCCUUCACUGAGUCCGGCAGCGACCUACAGGGAGUACUGAGGGACGACAGUGCCCCCUCUGAAGGGGGCAAGGCAACACAGCCUGAGAACACUCAAACCGAUUCAACAGAUUCAACUCCUUCUGAAUCUUCUACACUCAAAUGUAUGUCACCAAACAAAGAGUGUUCUGGCAUGCCAACUCCUUGGAGGCAUCUGGCUGAUGACCAGAACAUCACAUUUGGUCAGAUUGAGUUUGUUCCUCUGUCUCCCUUGUAUAUAGAUAGUGCCCUGUUUGAAGUGGAAGGAUGUGGCAGUCUGUCAGAGAAGGCCUGUGACUGGCCGCUGUAUGCUGGUGACAGGUCUGUGGCGGGAGAGACAGAUACUGUGGCUGAGCAGGUGAACUGCAGCAAGCUGAUCGAUGCCCUGGACAUCCAGAGCCCUGCUCACUUCACACGCAGCAUUGCUGCUGGGGUCCAGUCCACUCCAUACAGAGCUUCAGGGCUGGAGUACUUUCAGGAGCUCAAGACCCCUCUUCCCCCUGUGGGUACAGUGCCUGUAAUGGUACAUGUUGAUGAGGCUGUGGCAUCCCCAGAACCCAGUGCCCACCCCCAGAGGCAGGAACAGCAGCCAGUGGAGCUGCCUUCCCCAGGCACCCUGGAGACCCGCAGGCUAAGGGUGGUAGACCACAUCCAGCGCUUCAACAAGCUCACCCUGUGUUCACCCAAAUCACAGGCCAAAGCAGUCAGGUCCCCCCUCAAGUUCCAGCGUACUCCUGUGCGCCAGUCUAUCCGCAGGAUCAACUCCUUACUGGGGAACAGGUGGCCUGUACCGGCUGGUAUCACCUCCUCCAGCCAGGUAACCGCCAUCCCUGUGGGAGGGGCUGUCAGCCUGAAGAGUGGCCUGUCUGCUGGGGCUCAGCGCCAGCCUCACCAGGGCCAGGCAGACGACCAGAGAGGCCCCACACUUGACACGGUCCGCUCCACAAAAACCUGUCCUCCUCCAGUCCCACCCAAGAAGCCAGCCAGCAUCGCCCGCAAACCCAGGAAUUACACUCUAAGUGACGUGACCAACAAGGUACAACUGAAGGCCAAAGGUGACACACCCGUUAAAGACCCAGGAGGUGAAGGUGGGAGGUCUGUGGUACAGCAGGUGGCUGAGAAGGAUAUGUGUUACUACAGAGGCUCCCCCAGGAACCCCCUCAGCGAGGGCAGACUGCUGUCAGCCACCAAGCCCAUAGACCUCUAGUCUAGUAGAACUCACCCUUCACUAUGCAGGUCUCCCUAUCUGGAUAUAUACUGUCUCAUAGUAUGGCUUCAAAACAUUCCUGCAAUUUUUAUGUCUUCAGUUGUUUUCAGGGAUUUAAUUUAUUUUACUUCUUAGAUACUGUUCUCUGAGUGCUUGGGGUGACUGAUCUGUUGCACUGCCUUAGUAGUUUACUCUGUUGGUAAAAUAGUUUUGCACAUGCAUAUCAGUGUAAAGGAAUGUGUAUUUUUGAAGGUGUUUGUAGUCUGUUAGACUAGUGUGAAAGGCAAUUGCUGAACGGUUGGGUGUAUGGCGUGAAGUUUUUAGAGUUAAAGGACAAAACCACUUUAUAACCAGUUAUUAUGAUGUUAGUGUAUGCCCCACCAUAAGAUCUGAUACUAAUUUUUGUCUGUCAUACUGCACGAUUACUAGUGUUUGUCAUUUAAGCUCCUGCAUUGGCCACAUUAUUUUUUUUCUUUUUUUUUUUUCUUUUUUUUUUACUUGCUGUGUUGUACUCACUUCGCCUCCAUAGCCUUUUUAUAUUUUUAAUUAUUUAUACAUAUAUCUGUUUGCCUUCACCUCCCUUAUCUCACCUCACUUGCUCACAUUGUAUAUAGACUUAUUUUUUUUAUUUUUUUAUUUUUUCACUGUAUUAUUGACUAUAUGUUUGUUUUUACUCCAUGUGUAACUAUGUGUUGUUGUAUGUGUCGAACUGCUUUGCUUUAUCUUGGCCAGGUCGCAAUUGUAAAUGAGAACGUGUUCUCAAUUUGCCUACCUGGUUAAAUAAAGGUUAAAUAAAAUAAAAAAUAAAUAAAUAAAACAUCUACAGUAUACUACAAUUCCCAGGGUGCGUUUCACCUAUCAGGAUGCAAUGCUCCGUCCAGUCGGCAGUUAGCUUUACAAGCGUCAUCUGAGUGCAUUUCAUAUUAUAAUGCUUGCAUGUAUAUCAUGCUGAAUAUAUGUUCAUCCCACCUUCACCAAUCAACUGCAUUACACUCAAAUAAUAGAAUUUAGAUGCUAACGAAUGCUAAGCAUACGUUACUGUAUCUGAUGGUUAGCUAGCAUUCUAGCUAGCCUGACUGCUACAUCCAAAAUAGUUUUUUGCAACAAUAACAACUGAGUUUAAUCUUAGCUACUGUCUUAAACAACAGUCCAACAUGUAGGCCUGUUAGAACACAUUUAUGACAUUUACAGGCAAAUCACUAUGGAAUCCUAGUCUCAUUUAAUGUAUAUUUUGUGCUGACAUUAGCAAUGCUAGCCAAGUACCUAACCCUGUUGCAUUGGAAGUAGUGUGAUCAACAAUAGCUGCCAAAUACAGCCUUAGCAACCAUCCAACAACAUUAGGCCUAUUGGGAACUAAUGAGAAUAUAGGCUAUUCGGAGCUGCAACUUUGUUGAUGGUGGGAGUGGUUUUGCCAAAUGGAAUCAUGGCAAUUUGAGCCUUGAACAACAGAAACGCAUUGAUGUAAACUAGCUAUACAUAUCAUUCUAUAGGUUUUUGAGCGUCUAUUUAUUUACAGAUAUUAGACAAAGACAACCGAGCAACAUAUGAUCAGAACUAGAUGGGUUACAUCGAUAGCUGAAAAUUACUGUCCAUUUAUUUUAUUAGUCAUUUCAGGGAUCCUACUUGAAAACAAUUUCUGGUUUUGCGCAUCACUAAACAGUCAAUAUACAUGAAAUCAUAAAGUUACACAAACUAUGUAAGACAUCACUAAAUACUUCAUAAUAAUCCAGAUGUUGAAAGUGGCGGAGUUGCCCAUUAAGAUUUUAUUUUUGCUUUUUUUUUUUUUUAUAUUGCGGUCCUAAUUUGGUAAAGGUCUACGAAACUAUUUCCCUACUUUUAUUUUCUAUAAUUAAGGGCUAUUUUUUACUAUGUUCAUUUGCUUUGGAUUAAACAUGUUAACUGACCAAUACACCUUUGGGGGAAAUUUAUGAAUAAAACUUGUCAAGCAGUAUUUAUUUAAAGCACCUCUGCAUUGCAGUCUGACCAUUUCAAAACGUGUCAUUUUUGUUAAAUAGAAAAAUCCAAACAUUAAAAAUGUUUUUCUUAACUUGGAAACAAUUCAUUAUACUGUCUGCACACAUGCUGUUUAGGACAUAUUAUUUAGGGCAGAGUUCCCCAACUGGCGGAUUUUAAAAGACAAAAAAAAAACUGUAAAUCCGUUCCAAGUGAUUAGAAGUUUUGGAAAUCUGUUCCAAAGUAUUCCCAUGCAUAAUAGAUGUGAUCAUGUAAAUAAUGAAAGAAAGGUUUGACAUGAUUGUUUUAGUCAAAUGUUAUAACUGUUUGGCUACAUGACCAUCCUUCAAGAAGAAAUUGGCCGGAUGCUGAAUCGAGCCAAUCACCUCUGGUAAUUGCAAUUUACUUCCAGAAGGGGGUGUACUAAAAUCGCUUGUUGGAGCAGCUGCAAUGUAUACUGAACAAAAAUAUAAAUGCAACAUGCAGUAAUUUUCAAAGAUUUUACUGAGUUAUGUUCAUAUAAGGAAAUUGGUCAAUUGAAAUAAAUGAAUUGGACCCUAAUCUAUCGAUCUGGAUAGGAUACCUUGAAAUGCUGUUUAAUCAGCUUCUUCAUAUGCCACACCUGUCAGGUGGAUGGAUAAUCUUGGCAAAUGAGAAAUGCUUACUAACAGGGAUGUAAACAAAUUUGUGCACAAAAUUUGAGAGAAAUGUGAUUUGUGUGCAUGUGGAACAUUACUAGGAUCUUAUAUUUCAUCUCAUGAAACAUGGGACCAACACUUUACAUAUUGAGUUUAUAUUUUUGUUCAGUGUAGCAGCACUACUGUAUUUCAUAUGAGAUUUAUGUGACUGCUUAAUCCAGCAGAUGGUGCCCUGUCUGUCUUUUUGAGAAUGUCUGUGCCACAAACUGACACUACUCUCACCUACAAGGGAAAGAGAGCUUGUGAAGGCAUAUCACUAUUGAUCCAUAGGAAUGUAAAAAAAAAUUGGAUAACAAAAUUUGAUCAACAUGAUAUCACUAAUUCCUCUCAGUUGAAUCAAAAGCUUGUCUGAUAACCUCAGGCAAAUGACCUUAGCACUGGUAAUGGAGUAUUCAUGAGGACAUCAAUAAAUAAACUAUAGUUGUUAUUGAGGUGUUUAGACCUCAAACAUUAUAGACAGAGGGAGGGGAUAUGUGGAUAUGCUUGAAUACUGCGCAAUGGUCACUAUCUGGAAUAAAAAUCCUGGAUGUAGUGCAUAUGAUGUCCCUAACGACCCACUACACACAUCAGCUAUGUGGUAAUGGAGUAUGGAUGUUUGUUAUCCUAUUAAAAAUAUACAUUUGUA
This is a messenger RNA of Salvelinus fontinalis (brook trout), 6930 nucleotides long. Its product is annotated as rho GTPase-activating protein 11A-like. Gene Ontology annotation, biological process: signal transduction. The transcript is spliced from 12 exons. The record is from RefSeq and is a predicted model, not a curated record. The coding region runs from base 652 to 3654 and encodes 1000 amino acids. NCBI's taxonomy places the organism in Eukaryota, Metazoa, Chordata, Actinopteri, Salmoniformes, Salmonidae.